Molecule: messenger RNA, 2970 nt
Organism: Erpetoichthys calabaricus (reedfish)
Lineage: Eukaryota; Metazoa; Chordata; Cladistia; Polypteriformes; Polypteridae
Gene: stat2
Product: signal transducer and activator of transcription 2
Exons: 24
Coding region: 255-2585 (776 amino acids)
Biological process (GO): type I interferon-mediated signaling pathway; cell surface receptor signaling pathway via JAK-STAT; regulation of cell population proliferation
Molecular function (GO): RNA polymerase II cis-regulatory region sequence-specific DNA binding; DNA-binding transcription factor activity, RNA polymerase II-specific
Source: RefSeq, a predicted model, not a curated record
UCUAGUCGUAGAGCCGAAAUGGCGAGAGUGCUGUGAAUCAGCGGAUUGGUUAAGGCGGACCAAAAAAUUUCGUACAGAGGGGAGUUUUCGGUAAAAAAAAAAAAAAAGUUAAUUUACAGGACGCUGAAAAAGAAAGUAAAUGUGUCGCCAGUGAUCCCGCAGCAAAACAUCGAGAAGUGAACACAUCGAGGCGCGAAGACACUGACGGUCAAUCGGAGAAGUACAGCGGAGCAAGAGAGCCGGCGUCCCAAAGCAUGGCACAGUGGGAAUGUGUGGUGCACCUGGACACAGCCUACCUGCAGAAGGUGGAUGACCUCUACUCCGACGAAGCCUUCCCCAUGGACGUCCGGCACUACCUGGCCCUAUGGAUCGAAAGCCAAGACUGGGUGAAGGCCACCCAGGAUGAGUCCCUUGCCAGCGUCCUCUUCCACAUUCUGCUCGAGAACCUGGACAAUCAGUACAGCUACUUCAGUCAGACGGAGGGCAGCUUCCUGCAGCAGUGCAACAUCCGAAAGUUCAAGCAGAACUUCCAGGCCGUGUACCAGGAAGAGCCCCGCUCACUGGCACGGGUCAUCUGCAUGCUGCUCGCUCAGGAGAAAGAGAUCAUCAGAGAGGCCCAGCUAGCCGAAAAGGUGCAGAUGCUGCAGGUGCAGCCGAGUCAGAUGGAGCUGGACAACCAGAGGAACAUGGAGCGCAAGUUUGUGGACCUAAGGAGCCGUGUGCAGGAGAUGGACCAGUCUGUGAAGCUGCUGGAGGAGCAGCAGGACGAGUUUGAUUUUAGGUACAAGAUUCACUUGCAAGAAGGAGAGCAGGGGAACAAUGGGAUGAAGUACCUGCAGGAGCUUCUGAACAAGCUGGAUGCUUCACGGAAGAAUUGCCUAGCACGGAUGCGGGAGCUGCUGUCCGAAGGCGAUGCCUUGCUGAACUUCAUGGUCAACGAGGAGCUGAGGGACUGGACGCGCCGGCAGCAGAAGGCCUGCAUCGGGGCCCCGGAGGACGUAUCUUUGGACGUGCUGGAAAACUGGUUCACCGUGGAGGCCGAGUGUCUCUUCCACCUGCGCCGCUUCCUGAAGAAGCUGGAGGAGCUGUGCGGGAAGGUGACGUACGAAAGGGACCCCUUCAAGGUGGAGCAGCCUGACCUACAGAAGCAGGUGGACCACCUGCUGACCACACUGCUCAAGAGUGCCUUCGUCGUGGAGAAGCAGCCCAUCAUGCCCCAAGGCAAAGGUCCCCUGGUGUUGCGGACCAGCGUCCAGUUCUCGGUGAAGACCAGACUCCUGGUGAAGUUUCCUGAGCUCAACCACAGCAUGAAGGUGACAGCGGUGAUUGACAGAGACGUUGUCAAGGAGAAGGGGUACCGCAGAUUUAACAUCCUGGGCACAAGCAGCAAGGCACUAACCAUGAGUGAGACCAGCAGCAGUGGCAUGGUUGCCGAAUUCCGGCACUUGACCCUGAAAGAACAGAAGGCGGGUGGUGGGGGUAAAGGAUGUGGUGAGGGCACUCUAAGUGUCACAGAGGAGCUGCACAUCCUCAGCUUUGAGACGCACUUCAAUCUCCACGGCCUCUCGGUGGAUAUCCAGGCCUCCUCGUUGCCCGUGGUGAUCAUUUCAAACUCCAGCCAGCAACAAAGCGCCUGGGCCUCCAUCCUCUGGUUCAACACGUUAUGCUCGGACCCCAAGAACUUGUCCUUCUUCUCAAGCCCCAUGAUGGCCACGUGGGCUCAGUUCUCAGACAUGCUGAGCUGGCAGUUCCAGGGCAAUACCAAGCGCGGGCUCAAUGAUGACCAGAAGCUAAUGAUUGCCCACAAACUCUUUGGUCGCCAGCCAAGCUAUGACAAUUGCCUUAUUCCCUGGGCUCGGUUUUCAAAGGAGAAUCUGCCCGAUGUCAACUUCUCCUUCUGUGCCUGGAUUGAUGGCAUCCUGACUCUGGUCAAGUCGUACCUGGAGGACUUGUGGAAUGAUGGGUACAUCAUGGGCUUUGUGAGUAAGAAGAAAGAGAAGACACUGCUCAAGGGCAGGCUGGCUGGCACCUUCCUGCUGAGGUUCAGUGAAAGCUGCAGAGAUGGCGCCAUCACCUUCUCCUGGGUGGAGCACCUUGACAAUGGGAAGGCCAACGUGCGCUCGGUGAAGCCGUUCACCAAGCAGGAGCUCAGCCAGAUCCCCUUCUCCGAGGUCAUCCACCACUUCCAGAUCCUGGUGGCCGAGAACGUGCCGGAGAACCCGCUCCACUACCUGUACCCCGACAUCCCCAAGGAUGACGCCUUUGGCAAGUACUACGCCCAGAGCAACCAAGGCGAAGAGUCUCGCAUGAAGGCCUACCUGGGCACCAGGCUCAUCGUUGUGUGCCCAGAGAACACCACGGAUGUCCAGACACCUGCACCAGCGGACACUGAGCACCUGGAGGAAGGGGUGCAGAUGAGUGCCAGCUUCUCUGCCCAAAUGCCAGCUCCUGAAGCUGACUUUUCUUUGGCCAUCGGGGAUUUCGAGUUGAUGCCCACUGAGCUCCUGCUGGCAGACAACCCAGGGAAUGGCAUCGAGCCCAGCAACGUGCUGCUCAAUGACCCAUUGAUGCCCACCCCCCAGUGACUUUCCCACCCUGGAAGCAAGUUUGCUGUACGAUGAGCCCACGCUGCAAUUUCACGACUUGACUGAGGAUGGCAUGUGGCCACUGGUAUCUGAGGCACAUGGGCAGCAGGCCGGCUACAGUGUGCCACCCAUCUUGCUGCAGUAGCCUGCCCAGCACGCACUGUGCCAGUUUAUGGAAUUUUUGAGCCAAGGGAGAAACCAAGUAAGCAAAUCAACACUGAGACUGCACUACCCGACUGGACCACAGAAGGGUGCCACUUGGUGACUACUGGGCCAGUUGAAAUCCUACAGGUUGCACCUUGGCAUGCACUUUUUUUUCUAACAUUUGUUUUCUCUUUUCUGCCCUCUCCAUCUCUUGUGUGUUCCUAAUAAAUUCUUUCCUGUA